Messenger RNA from Achroia grisella, 399 nucleotides. Its product is annotated as bombyxin A-1 homolog. Gene Ontology annotation, molecular function: hormone activity. The record is from RefSeq and is a predicted model, not a curated record. Lineage: Eukaryota; Metazoa; Arthropoda; Insecta; Lepidoptera; Pyralidae. The coding region runs from base 18 to 326 and encodes 102 amino acids. The transcript has a single exon. Gene Ontology annotation, cellular component: extracellular region.
UACAAUAACGAACGACCAUGAAGUUCCAAAGCGUCGUGUUAAUCGCCUUGUUUGCAGUGGCGUCUUUUGUAUCUGGAGAGACCCCAAGGCAGUUCUACUGCGGGCGACGGCUGGCUACCACAUUAGCGUACAUUUGCGAUGGAGACAUCGCAGUGAAGAGGUCGGGGCCAUAUAUUUCUCUGCCGGAGUACAAUGGUGAGUUCGUGUGGCCCUGGAUCAGUUCGAGAGGGGCCAGGGCCCUGAACGCCGCCAGGGGUAAGCGGGGGGUCGCGUCGGAGUGUUGUGAUAAACCGUGCUCCAUGGAGGAACUGCUCACGUACUGUUAAGAGGAAUUGUUGGCCUGGUAUUGAAUUGGUUUUAGGAUGGGUUGAUGGAGGAUGAAAUAAAUUGGUUUGUUGA